CAUAUGUUAUAUCACCGGAGACCUCUCAAGAAAUUAUGCCGGAAACAAGACAGAGAAAGAUAAAAGAGAAAAAGGCUCAGGCUGAAGAAAUUCGGAGUAAUGGAACUGAUGGUGAUAAAGAAACAUCCAAGAAAAUUCAUAAGUCUCGUAUUACCAGACUAAAGGAUCAUCAGUCAAAGGCCGGAACUCGAUACAUCUUGACUGCAUGUAAAUUUCUUGUUGCUGUCAUGGUUAUCCCCCCUUUCCUCAACUAUGCUGCUCUUCAGAGGGAGGCCAGUCUUCUCCAGCCAGAAGGUGAAAUGUAUGAUAUUGGUUGGGGUCAGAGGUUAUUCCUAUCUUGUAAAGGAAAGGGAGCUCCUACAGUCGUUCUUGAUGCACCAACAGGGAUGAACUCUGAUGUUUGGUCACUUGUUGUGGACAAAGUAGCUAAAUAUACCAGAGUAUGUACUUAUGACAGAGCUGGUCUAGGAUUCAGUGACAGGCCUUACCAGAACACAACAGAGGUUGAUGGCACUGACAGUAACAUGAACUACAGAAACAAAUGGUUUCCAUUUACCGCAGAAAGGAUGGUUGAAGAUUUACAUCAGUUGAUUUCUAGAAGCAGUGACCAGCCGAAACCUUUCUUGUUGGUUGGAGCAGAACUUGGUGCUCUUGUUGCGCAGUUUUAUGCUCACAUGUUCGAAAGUGAAGUAAUGGGACUGAUUUUGAUCAACCCGCUCUCUGAGGAUCUGUUCCAACAAGAUAAAGGAAUUUGGCUACACAACUGGUUUGGUCACAUGGCACCAUCAUUUCAAACAAUACAGUUAGGAGCAGCCCUGGGAAUAACUAGACUGUCCAUCAUGUUAGGAUACCUUCAACAUCCGAUGUACAUGGCAGCUGAAAUAUCAGAACAAACUGUUCAAAGACAGAAAUAUUUGAUGUGUUAUCCUAGACAUUUGAGUUCUGUUGUUGAUGAACACUAUUUUGUGAACGAGACAUUUUCACAAUUUAGAACAGCAAAGAUGAUAAGAAAGAUAGCAGAAAAUAUAACAGUGACUGUUAUAACAGGAAAUUAUUAUGAUGAACAGAUGCCAGGACCUUUAAAUAAGGCAUGGGCUAAAUCAGAACAGAAUUUAAUUUCAAAAACAUAUCCUCAUAGUCAGCAUCUAGUUGUGAAUGGUGGGGAUAGACAUUUAUUGUACCAGAAACCAGACGCUAUUGUAGAACCCAUCAGAAAGGCAGUUAAAUUAUGGAGAUCUAAAAAUAGUAACGAAAAAAUGAAUGUUAAAGCUAGCUGAGACUGUGAUAAAAGCUUAAGGUUUUUACGGUGAUGGAAUACGUAAUUAUAAUGAAAAUAAAAAAAGAAAACUGUUGUGUGCAGACUAGGCCUAUCCAUGGCGAAGUUACCUUGAAAUUAACUGGAAUUGGACGAAAUUGUACAUAUGUGUCCACAGAAUUAGCCAGGUUUGAAGUGCAAUACCAAUCGGACAAUGUGUGACGGCAGAAUAUGCUUGUGGUGAAGUGCAAUACCGUACUACAGCACCUUUCUCAUCCCGUGGACUGCCAGGAAAUCUUUGUCUGGAUAACUCAAGUAGUUUUCAUUGAAACUGGCUUGAACUUUGAAAAUGUGUGUUAUGUGCAAUAUGAAUGGUCUAUCCAGAUAACUUCAUUUUAAUACAAUUUACAGGGGACUUAGCACAGACUUGCAGACAAGUAUAAGUAAUGAAGUGAACUAGGGUCAUGCAAGCAUACAUAGUUUAGGAGUUAUGGCCCUUUUGAAAUUUUACAAAAUGCUGCAUAUUAUACAUUAAGAAGAAAAGUUUUGCCUAGAAAUUUGUCCAAUAGACAAAAGGAUGCUACAUAAAUCGUUCUGAUGAUAAGAUUGUAUUUUCAAACUGACUGUGUUCAAGUAACUAUUAGUAUUGCUCAUUACCUUAUUGGAGGUUAAUGAAACACUUAGAGUUGCAAAAAGUUGGGCAUUAUUGCUCAUUACUUGGUUGAAGGUUAAUGAAAUAGUUGCAAAAAGUUGGGCAUUAUUGCUCAUUACUGAGUUGAAGGUUAAUGAAAGAGUUGCAAAAAGUUGGGCAUUAUUGCUCAUUACUGAGUUGAAGGUUAAUGAAAGAGUUGCAAAAAGUCGAGCAUUAUUGUUCAUUACUGAGUUGAAGGUUAAUAGAAGACUUUGAGUUGCGAGAUGGGCAUUAUUGUUCAUUACUGAGUUGAAGGUUAAUGAAAGAGUUGCAAAAAGUUGAGCAUUAUUGCUCAUUACUUGGUUGAAGGUUAAUGAAAGAGUUGCAAAAAGUCGAGCAUUAUUGCUCAUUACUUGGUUGAAGGUUAAUGAAAGAGUUACAAAAAGUCGAGUAUUAUUGUUCAUUACUGAGUUGAAGGUUAAUGAACAGUCAGGGGUGUAACUGUUUUAAGUUAUGUAACCUAUUUCAGUUACUUUUUCAAGCCUUCUAUGACCUGUAUUAGUUAUAAAAUAUAGUUGAGGUAUGUUAUUCAAAAAAAGUAUUUUUGCUGUUCUCACAAAGUGACCUUUUAGGUGAAAUUAGUAGCGAACUGUGGUUCAUCAAAUUUGCUUUUAGUCUGAUCACGAUCUGAUAAGCAUAAUGGGAUGUUAAGAGUUUUAUAGCUUUAAAACUUUGGCGUAAAACCUUGUCAGCCUUGCAUAAAAAAAUUUACUGCAUAGCUGGAAAGAUAAAAGUUCAAGGAUUCAGGAAAUAAUUGCAUUAGUCUCAUUCAAAAUGAGGAAUUGGCACAGGAGGGCUUUGUAAUAUUUUAUGAUAACUGAAACAAGUUAUGAAAGUAUAAGCAAUAACUCAAAUGGGUUAUAAACUGUGAUAACUUGAAACAGUUACACCCCUGACUGAUGAAAGAGUUGCAAAAAGUCGAGCAUUAUUGUUCAUUACUUGGUUGAAGGUUAAUAGAAGACUUGAGUUGCAAGUUGGGCAUUAUUGCUCAUUACCGAGUUGAAGGUUAAUGAAAGAGUUGCAAAACGUCGAUCAGUAUUGCUAAUUACUUGGUUGGAGGUUAAUGAAAGAGUUGCAAAAAGUCAUGUCAUUAUUGCUCAUUACUUGGUUGGAGGUUAAUGAAAGAGUUGCAAAAAGUCUGGCAUUAUCCAUUUAAGUGUUAUUAUCAAUUAUCUAUGUACACUUGUUAAUUUUUACCUACCAUUAUGCUUUUUAAAAAUGCUUACAGAGGUCAUGUAAAUUUUAGCUUUAUCUUUAAGGUUUUAUUUUAAAUUUAUGUAGCUUUGUUUGAGGCUGCCACGUUAUAAACAAUCCAGUCUAAUGAUGCAGUAUUGCCAUUGGUUGGUUUAGAAAUUGUUCAAAGAAACCAGUAAUUCUUUAGGUUUGCUAACUGGUGUCAAACUCUGUUUUUAAUGCAUUUCUGUAACUACAAUGGCAGCUGUUUUAUAGAUAUUAAUAAAAUGUAAAAAGACA
Mercenaria mercenaria is the source of this 3419-nucleotide messenger RNA. RefSeq lists its product as uncharacterized. Lineage: Eukaryota; Metazoa; Mollusca; Bivalvia; Venerida; Veneridae. The record is from RefSeq and is a predicted model, not a curated record. Bases 36 to 1277 code for a protein of 413 amino acids. The transcript is spliced from 13 exons.